Molecule: messenger RNA, 615 nt
Organism: Rotaria socialis
Lineage: Eukaryota; Metazoa; Rotifera; Eurotatoria; Philodinida; Philodinidae
Source: the annotation of a GenBank genome assembly
AUGUCGUUUCCAGUCGUUUCUCCAUUGUCACCCGAUGCCAAUGACGAAACAAUGAAAUUAGCUGCCUUUUAUAAUGAAACACUAGGCUUUUGCCCAAAUGGUGUCUUUACUAUGCAACAUCGACCGGCUAUUCUUACUGCUGCAAUUAACCUGAACAAAGCAGUGAUGGAAAAUCAUGGUCGUGUCACUAAUGUUUUGAAACGUCUCAUUGCUUAUGUUGCUAGUUCCAAAGCUGGUUGUCAAUACUGCCAAGCACAUACUAUACUAGCAGCGGAGCGUUUUGGAGCUGAUUCAGAACAAUUAGCUCACAUCUGUCAGUAUUCUACUCAUGCAGCUUUCAGUCCUGCUGAACGGGCAGCUCUCGACUUUGCCGUAGCAGCUUCAUCAGUGCCCAAUGCUGUAAACAGUCCCAUUAUUGAAAAUCUACGUCAGCAUUGGGAUGAAGGUGAAAUUGUUGAAAUUUUAGGUGUGAUUAGUCAUUUUGGUUUUCUCAAUCGAUGGCACGACUCAAUGGGCACGACUAUAGAAUCUGGAGCAUUAAAUGCAGCUGAGAAGCAUCUGGCAAAACAUGGAUGGUCUCCUGGAAAACAUGCACAGACAAACAAUUCAUCUUGA